Racocetra persica is the source of this 318-nucleotide messenger RNA. The record is from the annotation of a GenBank genome assembly. NCBI's taxonomy places the organism in Eukaryota, Fungi, Glomeromycota, Glomeromycetes, Diversisporales, Gigasporaceae.
AUGCUUCUAGCAAAAAUAGGUCCUAAUUUAGUAUUUGAUUGUUCUUCUGAUCUUGGAUAUUGUGAUAUUGAUCAAAAUCAUGACUGGACUAAUAAUGCCAGACAAUAUUAUUCUAAUACUGAUCUUGGAGAAGCAAGCUCUUUCAUGCAAAAAGUAUCUAAUCAUAAUGAAUCGAAUAAUGAUAUAAAAGGAAAUAAAAUCUCGAACACUAAAGUUAUAGAUUAUGAGAUUCUAAAUGAUAAACAAAAGACAAUUUUUAGUGCAGUGCAGCAUAAUAACUUUAGCCAAAAUCAAAAGAACCUAAGUGGAGAAUUGGAA